Messenger RNA from Anthonomus grandis grandis, 5343 nucleotides. RefSeq lists its product as uncharacterized. The coding region runs from base 1 to 5343 and encodes 1780 amino acids. NCBI's taxonomy places the organism in Eukaryota, Metazoa, Arthropoda, Insecta, Coleoptera, Curculionidae. The record is from RefSeq and is a predicted model, not a curated record. Gene Ontology annotation, biological process: DNA integration; proteolysis. The transcript has a single exon. Gene Ontology annotation, molecular function: zinc ion binding; aspartic-type endopeptidase activity; nucleic acid binding.
AUGGAACAACAAAAGAAAAAUCGCAAAGUAGUUCGCACUUCUUUCACGAAGGUAGCAAAUGAGCUUUUGGACUUGCUAUCUAAGGCAGGAGUAGAGCAGCGGCUAGUGCAGGUUUCUUGGAAUAUUCUCCAGCAAAAACAUGAGAAUCUCAAAAAACUAGAUGAGGAGAUUUACAAUUCGAUGCUGGUAGAAGACGCUAGUGAAAAAGAUUUGUUGACCGAGGCUGAAGGUAACGACACCUACGAACAUAAGUUCUGUGAUUUGUGCAUACGCUGUGAGGAGUUUUUUAAGCCACCUGCGUUGGCUGAUGAGGUGAGAUCGAACCACUCAUGUAGCGGUAGGAACACAAUUAUAGAACAAGGUAAGCGAAAGUUCAAGUUACCGAUAUUAGAAUUUAAAAAGUUUGAUGGGACAAUUAAAGACUGGCUUCCGUUUUGGUCCCAAUUCAAGAAAAUUCACGACGACCUUGAUUUAGACUUGGGUGAUAAGGUCGAAUAUUUAAUCCAGGCAACGGUGCCGGGUAGCCGAGCAAGACAAUUAGUAGACAGUUUUCCCGCGACCGGUAGUAACUAUUCUAAUAUUGUAAACUGUUUAAAGGCGCGAUUUGGUCGAGAUGAUCUUCAAAUUGAAGUUUACGUACGCGAGUUAUUAAAAUUGAUUAUUAGUAACGCUAUGUCUAGUGAAAAAAUUGAACUCUCGUUGCUUUACGACAAGAUAGAGACUCAAUUACGUGCGUUAGAAACACUCGGUAUAACGGCGGAUAAGUACGCGGCCAUGUUAUUCCCACUCAUAGAAUCUUGUUUUCCACCAGAUCUUCUUCGCGUCUGGCAACGCGUGCCGUCUAUGGAUAUCAGUGGGAGCAAUGGAGAAUCGAGCCUUGAAAAUCGCCUGCAAAGUCUAAUGUUGUUUUUAAAAAAUGAAGUUGACAAUGAACAACACAUAUCGUUGGCUGUAGAAGGUUUUGGUUUAGGUAUAACUAAACCCCCUAGGGAUGUUGCUAGAAAUAAGUAUCCGAAUAGCAAUAAAAUCGUACCUUCUAACUCUAUUCCCACUGCCACUGGUUUAGCAAAUAACACAAGCGAAUACCGAUGCGUUUUCUGCAAUAACAAUUCUCAUGAUAGUGAAAAAUGCUUCCGCGCACAAAAAUUGUCUUACAAGCAAAAACGCCAAACCUUAAGCGACCUAGGUGCGUGUUUUCGUUGUUUGAAAGUCGGACAUAUUUCACGAAAAUGCCGCGCUAAAAUAAGAUGUAUUAUCUGUAGCAGGUCACAUGUGGAAAUCAUGUGCCCAGGCAUCUUAGAAAAGCGGCCUCAGAACAGCGAAAUUUCUGAUAACAGUCAUAUUCCGAGUGCGGGCGCGAAUCAGACUUUAGCGAAUAGUACCAACACACGGGUAUUUUUGCAAACCCUAUGCAUAAAAUUAGAUGGUCCAAGGGGUUCAAAGACUGUGCGUGCCUUAAUAGAUACAGGGUCUCAGAAGUCAUAUAUUCUAGCGUCCACGGCCGGCAGUCUAGGUUACAUCGCCAAACAAAAGAUUAAUUUAUUGCAUGGUUUAUUUGGGGGAAAUCAAAUUUUACGGCCGCAUAAUUGUUAUGACAUUUGUCUGAGACAUAAUGAUUAUGUUUGCACCUUCGAAGCUUUGGAUCAGGAUAUUAUUUGCACAUCGGUUUCACCUGUUUUUGAAGGUCCGUGGCUGCGAGAAAUAAAUCAGCUCGGUAUAACGCUCUCCGAUACCUCAGAUGAGUUACCUAUUGAGGUACUAGUUGGCGCAGAUGUCGCAGGCAAGUUGUAUACGGGCCAGAGAUACGUUUUGCCAUGUGGUUUGGUCGCAAUGGAAACCCUUUUGGGAUGGUCAUUGAUGGGGAAAAUACCUGAGGAUGAGAAUAAUGCAAGAACCAUUACAGCUUUAUCUCUUUUUAUCAGCGAUUCGUCCUUAGCUAAUUUGUGGGAAUUGGAGACUCUAGGUAUUACGGAUCCAGCAGUGCAGAGAACACGAGAAGAGAGUGCUUUGGCCGCAAAGGAUUUCUUCUUGAAAACAGUGACAGUUAAUAGCGAAGCGCGGUACGAAGUUCGACUACCGUGGGUAGAAAACCAUCCAGAGUUGCCAAGCAACUAUAACAUUGCGAAGAAAAGACUUGACAUCACCGUGAGAAAGCUGCAUCAGGCUGGGCUAUUCGAGCCAUAUAACCAAAUUUUUAACGAAUGGCUUGAAGAGGGUAUUAUCGAAGAAGUUUCCGACACAAACCCUAAUACCGAGGCCCACUACCUGCCACACCGACCGGUUGUCAAGGUGUCGAGCACGACAAAAAUAAGGCCGGUAUUCGACGCUUCCGCAAAAGAAAGGGCAAAGCCCUCACUAAAUCAGUGCCUCGAAAAAGGUUUAAAUCUCAUAGAGGAAAUACCGAAUAUUUUGCUGAGAUUUAGGGCCAAUAAAAUCGGGGUGAUAUCUGAUAUUAAAAAAGCCUUUUUACAAAUUAGCCUGAAUGAAGCCGACCGGGAUUAUCUCCGAUUUUUAUGGGUCUGCCGAGAUGGAAGUCAAAAGAUUUUUCGACACCGUAGAGUCGUCUUUGGUAUAAACAGUAGUCCAUUUUUAUUAGGGGCUACUUUAGAAUACCAUUUGAACAAAAAGCUACAAGAGACAUAUGCCCUAGAAACCGUCCAGCGAUUGUUAAAGGGUUUUUAUGUCGACAAUUGUGUCACGAGUGUGGACAGUAUGGAUACUUUAAGAACAUUCAUCGAAGAGGCGUCUCUGAUAAUGGCCGACGGCGCUUUUGAAUUAAGAGGGUGGGAGUACACAGGCCAAAUGCAGGUAGACGCAUAUAAAGGCUCCUCGGUACUUGGGAUGAGAUGGGACACCGCUAAAGACACCUUAGGCGUUAAAAUUGACCUGGAACGCCCUGACGAACUGCUUAGUAGGCCGGUGACAAAAAGGUUUAUGUUGUCAUUGACCCAGAGAGUAUUUGACCCUAUAGGAUUUACCUGUCCAGCGACACUGUAUCCUAAGAUUUUAUUGCAGCAGACUUGGGAAAAAUCAAUGGGUUGGGAUAUCCCGGUAGAGGAGGAAAUGGCACACAAUUUUCGAUUGUGGAUCAAAGAGCUUCCCUUUUUGAUGGAAAUAAAAAUUCCCAGAUGGGUGGAAUGUGAUGAUGCCAGGCAGUUAAGUAUACAUACGUUUUGCGACGCCAGUAAAAGUGCAUUUUCUGCAGCAGUUUUUCUUCGAGGCAUUGGACACAAUGGACGGGUUUUUGUUCAUUUACUGACAGCCAAGUCAAGAGUAGCACCAUUAAAGAAAUUAUCGAUACCUAGACUUGAAUUGAUGGCUGCUGUCAUUGGAGUCCGUUUAUUUAACAGUGUUAAGAGAAACUUAAAGAUUAACGCUGAAGCAUUUUUUUGGACCGACUCUUCUACAACUCUGUUUUGGAUACAACAUGAAGAAGAGUGGGCUACGUUUGUCUGGAAUCGUGUGGAAGAAAUACGAAAAUCAACUGCAGUUAAAGAUGUGCCGGGUGUGUCUAAUCCUGCUGAUCUACCGUCACGUGGAUGUUCUGCUGGAAAGCUACUCAAAUCGAAAUGGUGGGAGGGACCGGAAUGGCUAUACAAGGAUGUUGCCGAGUGGCCUACAGAGAAUUUCGAUUUAAUUGAAGCAGAAAUAUCCCAGGAAAGAAAGAGAAAACUUAUUACCUCAUUAGUUAACAAAGAGACGGAGCUGGCAGUGACAAUGAAUACCGAAGAUUGGCACCUUAACUACUUUUCAAAAUAUACAAAGACGAUAAGGAUGCAAGCCUGGAUACAUCGCUUCCUACACAAUAUAAAAAACAGGAACAGCAAGCGUGAGGGCCCUAUUACUGCCGAGGAAUUUAUUUUAGCCGAACAACAGGUAUUAAAAGUCACACAACGCGAUAGUUUUAAGGAAGUAAACGAUAAACACUUGUCUUCUCUCGACGUGUUUAAGGACGAACAUGGACUUUUACGGUUAAGGUCUAGAAUAAGUAACAGAAAAGACUUAGAAUUAUUUAGACAUCCGAUAGUGUUGCCUAAUAAACACCCUGUUAUUACACAGUUGAUAUCACAAGAACACUCAAAAGCAUGCCACGUGGGUGUUCAGGGACUUACUAGCUUAUUGCGUGAAAAAUUUUGGAUUUUGGGUAGUAGACGCGCGAUAAAAGCAGUGAUAUCUAAGUGUGCGGUGUGCAGGAGACAUAACAGUAAGCCAUUUUAUGAAGGCGCUCCACCUCUACCCUCAGACCGUGUUCGCGAUGCUGCACCUUUUGAAGUCAGUGGCGUAGAUAUGACGGGCCCUCUAUACAUCAAAACUGGUGAAAAAGUGUGGAUAUGCAUUUUUACCUGUGCAAUCUAUCGCGCUGUACAUUUGGAAUUGUGCAUGUCUCUAUCAGUAGCGAGUUUCAUGCAAGCCCUAAGACGCUUUAUUGCCAGACGUGGGCGGCCAAAGACGAUCUACAGUGACAAUGGGACAAAUUUUGUAGGCACGGACAAUAUGUUUUCGCGCGUGAACUUUCGCGAAAUUGUGGAGAAAAGUGGCGUUGAACGUAUUAAGUGGCGCUUUAACCCCCCAACUGGUUCAUGGUGGGGGGGGUUUUGGGAAAGACUGAUCGGGAUCCUAAAACCACUAUUAAGAAAAGUGCUGGGUCGCGCUUCUCUCUCAUACGAGGACUUAUCUACCCUGAUUUGUGAUUGCGAAGCAAUCAUAAAUUCACGACCUAUAACAUUUGUGUCGAAUGAUCCGGAAGAUCUAACUCCAUUAACACCGAUGAUGUUUUUAAGAGAUUUGACGGAGGGUGUUGUUCCUGAUUUUGACGAGGCAGACCGGAAAACUCUUUGCAGGAAAAUAAUAUAUAAAGCCAAGUUAAGAGAAGAUCUGCAAAAAAGGUUCCGGAGCGAGUACCUGGGACAGCUUCAGUUCCUACAAAAACGUCGAGGAGGUCGGCAGAUAGCGGUGGGAGAGGUUGUACUAAUCGGGAAUGACCAGGAUAAACGCAUAAAUUGGCCAAUGGGGAGAGUAAGCGAAGUGAUACAUGGCAAAGAUAACAGGGUUCGCCUGGUUAAGGUUAUUUCGCGUAAAGGCCAGUAUUUACGACCCAUACAGCGCCUUUAUCCAUUGGAGUGUACAGACCCUUCCGAGUACAACUUGAGGACUGACAGAUCGAAAAAUUCCAAGGAAAACGAAGGGACCAACAAUGAUCCAGCCGCUUCAGCAGCAGUGAGUGAAAGUGCGGAAAAAAGUGAGGCGAAUUCGGGAGUGAUUAAAAGCAGAGCACCCGCAGAGAAAGUGAUUACGCGAAGUGGGCGUGAAAUUAAAUCUCCUAGGAGAUAUGGUGUAGAAUAA